ACCCAAAUCCUUACUCGUUAGAGUAAAAUGUAAAUACUAUCUUAGAAAUAAGAAUAUAAACGCAUAUUCGAAGUACUAAAUCAUAUAUUGAAUAUUCUUUGUACCACAAAUUCUGAAAUACGUGUAUUAAUUUAAUAAAUAAAACAAUUUCUAUGAAAUUGGAGAGGUAACCCACUACUGCUACGCGAGUAAUACAAAUAUAUCAAUAUUAGAGAUUCUAUCACUUCAAAAUACAACUCAUCUCACGAAUAAUAUGGUGAAAAUAGCGCUACAAAUUAGAGCGCAGUUCGAAAAUGUAGAUAAACUAUACACAAAUCACCCCGACUAUCAGUGGUUCCUAAAAUUGAAAUGUUUAAGCUGUGGGGAGGAAUCGCAAAAAUUUCACGAUUUAACCGAAUCGGAAAAAUUACCUCUAGCACACAUGAGGUCGGAGACGAACUUAGCUAUAAAAUGCAAACUAUGUGGUAGAGAAAAUAUGAUUGAUGUUGUUGAUCAGAGCAAUGGAUUUCUAACAGGUGAUGAUACCGACUUUAAGACUAUUGUAGUGUUUGAUUGUAGAGGAAUUGAACCUAUUGAUUUUGAACCAAGGUCAGGUUGGAUUGCAGAAUCUGCUAAUAAUGGUACAAAAUUUCAAGAUGUGGAUUUAACAAGCAAAGAGUGGGAAGAGUAUGAUGAGAAGAAUAAUGUGUGCGUGUCUAUUUACGAGUUGGAGUGGAGAUUUGUUAAAGUGAAAUAAAAUUAUAAUAUAAUAUAUAUAUAUAUAAA
Molecule: messenger RNA, 765 nt
Organism: Leptidea sinapis
Lineage: Eukaryota; Metazoa; Arthropoda; Insecta; Lepidoptera; Pieridae
Product: UPF0587 protein CG4646
Exons: 3
Coding region: 254-736 (160 amino acids)
Molecular function (GO): zinc ion binding
Source: RefSeq, a predicted model, not a curated record